AGUAAACAAUCCAUAAACUUAAUCAUGCGCUUUUUGCAUUAUCAAAGCUGUUGUCAAACAGCCACCAUCUUUUCGUCUUUUUUUAAAAGAGUUCAGUGUGAAAAAUAACUUAAUAAAUCAUAAAAGUGACGGUCAGUGAUGGAUGAUCCGGCAAGAAUGAUGGGUCACGGUGGAGGUGGACUUAUGCCACCCCAACCUUACGGAAUGAAUCCACAGGGAGAUGCCCCCACUGGUGGCGAAAAUGAACCUCGAAAACAAGACAUUGCAGAAAUUUUACAGCAAAUUAUGAACAUUACUGAUCAAAGUUUAGACGAAGCUCAAGCGAGAAAACACACAUUGAACUGCCAUAGGAUGAAACCCGCCUUAUUUUCAGUUUUGUGUGAAAUCAAAGAAAAGACUGUACUCUCUUUGAGAAACACCCAAGAGGAAGAGCCUCCAGACCCCCAACUCAUGCGGCUGGAUAAUAUGCUAAUAGCCGAAGGGGUUGCAGGUCCUGAAAAAGGUGGAGGAGCUGGAGCAGCAGCCUCAGGCUCUGCUGCAGCUCAAGCAGGGCAACCUGACAAUGCAAUUGAACACUCGGAUUAUAGAGCUAAGUUAGCGCAAAUACGCCAAAUAUAUCACCAAGAAUUAGAAAAAUAUGAACAGGCUUGCAACGAAUUCACAACACAUGUAAUGAACUUACUUAGAGAACAAUCUCGUACAAGACCGAUUACCCCUAAAGAAAUUGAGAGAAUGGUGCAAAUUAUUCAUAAAAAAUUUAGUUCCAUUCAAAUGCAGCUUAAACAGUCAACAUGUGAAGCAGUGAUGAUUCUGAGGUCUAGGUUUUUAGAUGCCAGAAGGAAACGUAGAAAUUUCAGCAAACAAGCAUCAGAAAUAUUGAAUGAAUAUUUCUAUUCUCAUUUAUCUAACCCUUAUCCUAGUGAAGAAGCUAAAGAAGAGCUGGCCAGGAAGUGCGGAAUCACAGUUAGUCAAGUUUCAAACUGGUUUGGCAAUAAACGUAUCAGAUACAAGAAGAAUAUCGGCAAAGCUCAGGAAGAAGCAAAUCUUUAUGCGGCAAAGAAAGCAGCAGGAGCCUCACCGUAUAGUGGCACGCCAACUCCGAUGAUGUCUCCUGCUCCUCCACAAGAUUCCAUGGGUUAUUCCAUGGGCUCUGCUUACGAUCAAAGUUCUGCUUAUGACGCAAGUAGUUGUGGAUAUGAUCCAAUGCAUGGACAACAAUUAUCACCUUGAAAGACUUCUUAAAGGGAUAAGAAUGAAGAUAGGAAGUAUGCUAUUUCUCUAUUGUUUAUCAAUUUGUUAUCGUUUUAUGUGUUGAAAGAGUAUAUGAGUUGACUAGUGAGACAAUAUGGAAAAAUUACUUAUGGUGCUGAAUAUAUCAUAAGUUUGUAUAUACCAAAUUUUUUUAAUUAUGUUAAAAUCUGAUUUGUUCAUUUACAUACGUGUUUUUAAAUUAUUCUAUCUCACUAGUGAACUUUUAAAUUUAAGUCUUCCAAAUAUACUUUUUUUUCAUAUCUUUGCAUUGCAUAGUGUGGAAAGUUAUGUGGAAAAGGUUGUGAAAGUUUGACCAACCAAACCAGUUUCAAAAUAGCCGAAAUUAUUUUAACCUGCGAUGGAUUCUGUGAAUUUUCAUGAUUGCAUUCUUCCUAUCUGUUGGAAUGUAACAUACAUUUGUAUACGGAACACGAAAUUUUUUAUUCUAUGCUAUGACGCUUCGUUUGUAAAUAAAUGGUUACUAAUGAUUAUAAUUGUAAUUGUUCAAAUCUGUUUUUGGAUAUACAUAGAGAAUUUUUAUGUUGUAAUUUAUAAGUGGAUAUUGAUUUGAGAUUAUUUGUUCAUAUAUAAUUUGUGAAUUCUAGUGAGAUUAUUUUGUGUAUUCCUUAGUUCCAUAACAAACGUUCAAACUGAAACUCAAUGUGUACUAUGCUAGUUUAACCGUCGACUGAAGAGCAUUUUUUGUGCUGAAAUUAUAAUUGAUGACUCACACAUGUUUAACCAAGUAUAACAAUAGGUAUACAUGGAAUUGAAAUUAGAAAAUUGUGGUUAUUUUUAUGUAAUCUUGGAAAUCCUUAUUUGAACGCUUUAAUUGAAAUAUAUAUUAUUUUAAAUUAUA
Molecule: messenger RNA, 2110 nt
Organism: Harmonia axyridis
Lineage: Eukaryota; Metazoa; Arthropoda; Insecta; Coleoptera; Coccinellidae
Gene: exd
Product: homeobox protein extradenticle
Exons: 1
Coding region: 139-1230 (363 amino acids)
Biological process (GO): regulation of transcription by RNA polymerase II; animal organ morphogenesis; neuron development
Cellular component (GO): nucleus
Molecular function (GO): RNA polymerase II cis-regulatory region sequence-specific DNA binding; DNA-binding transcription factor activity, RNA polymerase II-specific
Source: RefSeq, a predicted model, not a curated record